AUGACUCGCGCACAAACCCUCAAAAUCGAAGAGCUGCGAGCCUCGAUGGCUCGGACAGUGGCCGAGAUACGCGCCAUGAAAUCCCAAGUGCAUAACGUGACAAGUGCCGCGCCCGAGAUUGAUCGAAUGCUUGAACAAACCCAAAGAACACCGUUCACGGCAAGAAUCACGGAGGCAAAGAUUCCCGAGCCCGGGAAAGUAAGAAUCCCAUUCUACGAAGGUACAGCUGACACGAAGGCGCACAUCACAGCGUUUCGGAUAGCAAUAGGACGAGCAUUCACAAGAAACGCCGCCAAUCUGACCGAACGAGAGGUAGAUGCCGGAUAUUGCCUGCUCUUUGUAGAGGAUCUCAAAGGAGCCGCGCUCGAAUGGUUUUCAAGACAGGAGCACAAUUCAAUCGGCAGUUUCCAACAGCUCUCCGCUAUGUUCCUCAAGCAAUACUCGAUGUUCAUGAAUCGAGGGACCUCCGAUGCCGAUCUAUGGACGUUAUCCCAAGGACCGAACGAACCGCUUCGGGACUACAUGGCGAGAUUCAAGGCGGUCAUAUCUAAAGUAGAAGGAAUAAGCGACAAGGCUGCACUCGAGGCUCUGAAGCGGUCUCUAUGGUACAAAUCUGAAUUCCGACGGGAAAUGGCCCUCAACACGCCACAAACGAUUCAAGAUGCCCUACAUCGGUCAUCAGACUUCGUCAUAAACGAGAAGGAGAUGAAAAAUCUGGAUGAGCAGUACAAAGCAACGAAAGCAGCGAUCCUUGAAGAAAGGAAACCCGUCAAACAACACAACAACACAGAGCUCCGAGGAACCAAGAAGCGGAGGCGCCCACAACUAUCAAGUAGGCGCUGGACGCGGAAGAGGAGAACCGCGCAGCAACACUUGGGUAAGGAGACCCACUAA
Eutrema salsugineum is the source of this 894-nucleotide messenger RNA. RefSeq lists its product as uncharacterized. The transcript has a single exon. The coding region runs from base 1 to 894 and encodes 297 amino acids. The record is from RefSeq and is a predicted model, not a curated record. Lineage: Eukaryota; Viridiplantae; Streptophyta; Magnoliopsida; Brassicales; Brassicaceae.